UCCCCCGCAAUUCUUCUCCAUGUCGUCGGACUCGUGUUUCUCCCCUCUUGGCACUUUGCAUUCAUCAUAGAACUCACUGCCUGUUGAGAGACUCGUGCAAUUGCAUUCUGUCUGCUUUCUGUCACAUUUCUUUGUCUCCCCGUUCCUUUGUACCCACAUCAUCAUCACCAUGGUAGAGACAGGUCUUCCAGCCGGAUGGGAGGUCCGCCACUCCAACUCCAAGAACCUCCCUUACUACUUCAACCCGUCGAUUAAAGAGUCUCGCUGGGAACCGCCCGCCGGCACGGACACCGAAACCCUCAAAGUCUACAUGGCAAACUACCACAGCGGCCCCGCAGGUCGGCCUGACGGUGUCAGCCAGGGCGAGGGGAAGAUCCGCUGCAGCCAUCUUCUCGUGAAGCACAGAGACAGCAGACGACCUAGCAGUUGGCGCGAGGCGGAGAUCACUCGGUCCAAGGAGGAAGCUAUCGAGAUUCUUCGGGGCCACGAGCAGCGCAUUCAGUCGGGCGAAGCGACUUUGGGAGAUAUUGCGAUGUCGGAAUCGGAUUGCAGCAGUGCCCGGAAGAGGGGCGAUUUGGGCUUUUUCGGACGCGGCGAGAUGCAGAAGGAAUUCGAAGAUGCGGCUUUCGCCUUGCAGCCGGGCCAGGUCAGCGGUAUUGUGGAGACGGCUUCUGGCGCGCAUCUUAUUGAACGCGUCCAGUAAACUUGAACUUACGGAUAUUAUGCAUACUAAAUAUGAGAUUAGAAACUUGGAAUAAAUUUGUCAAUUCAUCCCUGUUUUCCUUUUGCUAGAAGCAGUCAAUGAUAUCUGAAUGAGCAGUUCAGCCCAACAAUCAUUACAUACCAUCCAACUACAAG
This is a messenger RNA of Aspergillus melleus, 858 nucleotides long. RefSeq names its product peptidylprolyl isomerase ESS1 (gene pin1). The transcript has 4 exons. Lineage: Eukaryota; Fungi; Ascomycota; Eurotiomycetes; Eurotiales; Aspergillaceae. Bases 170 to 703 code for a protein of 177 amino acids. The record is from RefSeq and is a predicted model, not a curated record. Gene Ontology annotation, molecular function: protein binding; peptidyl-prolyl cis-trans isomerase activity. Gene Ontology annotation, cellular component: cytosol; nucleus.